UCCCCGGAUUCUCACUACCUGACAUGCAAAACCAGUGGGGGACCAGUUAAAAUGGUCCACACGCACAGUCAACACAGGUGUACUCCAGUCAAAGCACUGGACCUCCUACCUCCGCCUUCUCUGAAGCUCUAAGCCUCCACCACUCUCCCCGGAGAGGGUUAUGGAAAUGAGCACUGUGAUUUUGCUGGGAUACUGUACCUGCAGGUCGUCGAAGAGCGAAGGUUGGAUGUAAGGACGGGAAGGACGGUGAUACCUAGGUUCAUCCGUAACACAGCAGAAACUUAAAGCAGUGGCAUUCGAGUGCAAGGAUCAGAGGUCGAGGGUCCGUUAGAAGAUUUAGUGAAUUCAAAAGAUGCCGAAGUCUUUCCUUGUGAAAAAGAAACGUGGGGCGUGUGGAGCGUGGCAAUGGAAAGAGCCAGAACAGCUCGAGUGGAAAGAAGACGACAUAGUGGUGAAUGAUGCUAAGGAGGAGGACGCACAGCAGCCGGACACUGCGGCUCAGCCAGCAGCCGCCUUAGGAUGUGGGACAGCAGCAGGAAUAAGAGUGCCAGUACCUUUAGGAUCAGGAUCAGGAGGACCAGGAGGACCAGGACCUGACACCAGGCCAGAUUGGUCCACACUGAUUCUCCGUGGCUCCUUCUACCAUCCCAGUACUCUGGCACUUGUCAGCAGAGCGAAGCCCCGGCCUCGGACUUCCCCCGGCUCAGGUGACUUUGUUUGCUCCGUGUGCCACAAGAUAUUCCCCCUGCAGCGCAUGUUGACUCGACACCUGAAGUGCCACAGCCUGGUGAAGAGACAUCCAUGUCGGUACUGUGGAAAAGGAUUCAACGACACCUUCGACCUGAAGAGGCAUAUGCGAACACACACAGGUAUCCGUCCCUACAAGUGUGAGCUGUGUGAGAAGGCCUUCACCCAGCGUUGCUCUCUGGAGUCUCACAUGAGGAAGAUUCACGGCGUCCACCAACAGUACGCCUACCGCCAGAGACGCUCCAAGAUCUUUGUGUGCGAGGAUUGUGGUUACACUUCGAGCCGCCCUGAUGAGUACUUCCUCCACGUGAGACAGUGCCACCCGGGUAGCCCCGCCCUUCGACGGUACUACCGCCGCCAGGCCCACGAAAACAGCAGCUUCGCAUCAGCAGACCGUAAACUCAACCCCUAUUUGCUUUACUCAUCUCCUGCAUACUACAUGUAGGAUUCUGAAUCAUUGUAAAGCAUUUUCAUAAAUGAAAAUAACA
Molecule: messenger RNA, 1235 nt
Organism: Larimichthys crocea (large yellow croaker)
Lineage: Eukaryota; Metazoa; Chordata; Actinopteri; Sciaenidae
Product: putative transcription factor ovo-like protein 3
Exons: 4
Coding region: 353-1192 (279 amino acids)
Biological process (GO): epidermal cell differentiation; regulation of transcription by RNA polymerase II
Cellular component (GO): nucleus
Molecular function (GO): RNA polymerase II cis-regulatory region sequence-specific DNA binding; DNA-binding transcription factor activity, RNA polymerase II-specific
Source: RefSeq, a predicted model, not a curated record